AUGGCGAUGCACGAUUACGUGUUCCCUCACCGCACGCGAUUAGUUCCUCUUCUGCGGUGGAGAUAUGCCGUCAUCCCUGUAUCGCACUAUGGACCAAAGCGGCGUCGGCGCCCACCGGCAGGGCCGAUCCCCGUCGACGGAUCGAUUCCUCGGCGUUUUCUCGCCUCCGAAGGCCGAUUCCGCGAUUGGCGGCGGCUGUGAAGCGGAGGCCUCGUCGGGCGGAGGUGAGCUCAAUGAAGACGACGUCCUCUGGACUGGACUGGACUUUACGGAACCUCUGCGGCGUUCCAAUUCCUCCAACCAGAACAGUCCGCGGCAAGGUUUUGAGAAGCCUGAGAAAUUCGGCAUCCUCGCGGCGUUGCCGGAGGAUCUACGAAAAGCCUGCCGCUCUCUGAUCUAUCAGAAGCACGCCACGGCGUCGUUUGCUCGGGAUUUGCCUUCGAUCCCGAAGCCUACGGCGGACAGGGAGCAAAGCCACGGAUAUAACCGCAACUAUUCGCAGUCAAUGCCGGCUGCGAAGUUCCAGCACUCGGCUCCGAUGAAAGUGCCGAUGAUGCCGAAGAAGGCGACGAGGAACGGCGGACUUGGCGAUGCGGAGGUCGAUGAUGUAGACGCCGAUGAUGAAAUGCUGCCGCCUCACGAGAUCGUCGCUCGAGGAUCGGCUAUGUCUCCCAAAACCACUUUCUCCGUCCUGGAAGGAGCCGGAAGAACGCUCAAAGGGAGGGAUCUUCGUCAGGUUCGCAAUGCCGUGUUUCGUCAAACAGGUUUCAUCGACUGAGAACAAUAGAUAAAAACCAGUGAUCUUUGCUCUGCCAAUUCGACUGAGAAGUUCAAAGUUUUCCAGAUACAUUUCAGUCAUCAAGUUGAUUGCUUCAUUAGAUUUCUGGAGAUACAGUGUAAGAAAGUUUUAUUCAUACCUUCUCCUUUUAGUUUGUAAUUGUUUCAAUUAGUUUGUCUAUGUGUAUCUGUGAAAAUUUACAGUGUUCAUUCAAUUCCUUGAAGAAAUACAGAAAACUUUGAUCACUAAUCUGAGAAUCUUAUAUAUAUUAAUUUGUUUUGAAAAAUUGCAAUGUUUUGUGUUCUUAUCUAAACUUUUUAUCUUUCAUCUUCACUCAUUCCCCCUCUCGCAUCUGAAUACUCUGAGAUCGAAGGACAUGCAGUCAUCAAUGGCAAAAAUCAAAGUUUGGGAGUUGCCGAUUCGCUAGUAGCUGACUCGAUUGUUGGAUUAUAGGGUAAGGAGACACAAUUUGAGCAUAUCUUCAUCUCUGUAUUUUUGUUCUGUUGGUUGCUCGAGUGUGUCAAUGCGGUAGUUGUUCCCUCCUCUGACCCUCAUUACCUCCUGCAUGACGUAUUGGUAGCUAAGCCACACCUUGUUCAGUGUGUAGGGUGAUAGUGCAUUAAAACUUUCCUCCACAGCUCCCACUAAGUCACUCACUGUCUUGGGAGCACAUUGAUUCCUUAGAGAUUGUAUGGAUGCAAAAAAUCCCAAAUCCAAUAUGUUUCGGUCAGGAGAGUUUGGGGGUUGGUUACCCAGUGUUAUGUGAAAUCCUUGACUUGUAGCAACUCAUUUGAAGUCCUCAUCCAUUCCCAGAAAUGUGUGGCUUUGCAUUGUUUUGUUGGAUUUCAAUACGCAUAUUGAAAUGUGCUGGCCACUUCGGUUUAAUUGCUGGCAAGAUUUUUUGAAUUAGCAUGUCUUUGUAAACUGCCUUGUUUACACUUAACACUGGUUUAACUUCAAGUGUCCCGACUUCCCUGUUCUUACUUUUUCUCUUUGCUGCCACAAUCUCUAUAAACGGAAAAAUCCCAAUUUUUCCAUCCCAAACAACAUGACUAUCUUCAUUUAUUAUUGGCCUAACAACUACAGCUAAGAACAUCACCUUGGCUAUAAAUCUCUUAGACUUACAAGAUCUGUGUGGGUCUUCUUCAUCUAGACCCAAGUAAAACCUCGGGUUUGACAUGAAAAACCAUUUUUCGUCUAUGUGUAUGACAUUCUAAAAAAUCUUGAAAGUGGGAUUUGUGCUCAAUGUCUGAUCAUUAAUUUGACUCACACAAAACUUUAGCCUUUGAAUCUUGUUGCCAUCAGACAGAAAUGGUUUAAUGGCAUUUGAAUGCCUUCUAAUCAUGCCUUUCUUGAUGAUUUUAUGCAUUGUUGAUUUUGCAAUGGACCAUAACGAUGAAACUGUUCUUCUAGAGAUUUUGAAAUGAGCUGCAACCUUGUUUAUUUUUCCUCUCGCAGCCAACCAUUUCCCACUUCUAACUUGCCUCGCACAUAGGAGUUCGUCUAUAAUAUUCUGUCCUUCAUUAUCAGACAUCUUUUUGGUGCAUUUCUGUAUAUUGUUUUCAUUUUGCAGGGGAACAUUUUGCAAGAUAAUUUGCAGAAUAGAAGAAGAAUGCCCAGACUCCAUGAAAAAGGUGAGAGUGAAAAGCUUUAUGGGGGGAAUUUUAACCUUUUGCAAAUU
Cuscuta campestris is the source of this 2459-nucleotide messenger RNA. The record is from the annotation of a GenBank genome assembly. NCBI's taxonomy places the organism in Eukaryota, Viridiplantae, Streptophyta, Magnoliopsida, Solanales, Convolvulaceae.